Botrytis byssoidea is the source of this 966-nucleotide messenger RNA. RefSeq lists its product as uncharacterized. NCBI's taxonomy places the organism in Eukaryota, Fungi, Ascomycota, Leotiomycetes, Helotiales, Sclerotiniaceae. The record is from RefSeq and is a predicted model, not a curated record. The transcript is spliced from 3 exons. The coding region runs from base 1 to 966 and encodes 321 amino acids.
AUGGCGCUGUAUGAAAAAUACGAAACCACAUGGCCCACCAUGUGGGAAAUUAUGCAAACUGAUGACUGCGAAUUAACAUUGGCUGCCGUCGAAGCAAGCAGGGCUAAAUGGACUGCCACUGUCAAGAAGAAAGCCAUUUAUGCCGACUAUCAUUGGCAAGUCAAAAUGUACUACGUGGAAAAAUUGAUGUGGCGCGAGCUCUUAAAAAGUUAUCCUUUUCCUGGAGUCAAGCCUAAGCCCAUUGCGCAUGCUGUGACGACACCAGCCGAUCUUAGACUUGCAAGCAGAAGUAAUACCUCCAUCACUGGUCAAUCUUCUGCGCAAGAAAAGGUGAACACACCUCAGACUCAAUCUGACGCUGUCCCAUCGCCUUCAAAAAUCAUAGGAAAUAGCGAGGACGUCGAAUCACGGCAGGGUUGUGGCCAAGGAGCAGAGAAUCUGUCACCGAGACCGUCGGCAACAGCGGUUUUACAUCUUACUUCGGAAAAGAUUCCUUGUCCUGACGCUGCCGCUCAUAGUUCUUCAAUCGAAUCAUCUGCAGGCAAGCGAAAGAGAACAACUUCCUAUCUUAACACAUUACCACAAAGCGAGACGGCGGUAAUAGAGCAAGCAAAACGCCUCAAGCUUCAACAGUCGCCACAAUUGGACACGAUUAAGCAGCUCUGGGACCGGCCUCGCUAUGGAAUAUCCGUCCCGGCAAGCCCCACCGUUGCCGAAAUGUUGAUAUCACGUAAGACGGCAGUAGAAAAGCAAUUUAGAGUUCGAUUUGAAUAUGCUUUUCAUAGGGAAGAGCUUAUAUUCUACUGCGAACCUGUUGAUAUCGGAAGCAUGACUUACAACGAUGCCGUUGAGCUCUGUGAGCCAGCUUUCAAGUUUCUUAAUGAGUUCUUGCGCAACUCGUUUGGACGAUUGGGGUGCAUCGGUGACUAUCUCGAAUCAAGUAAAUGGGUCACCAAAGAGAAGUAA